UCCACAAACACACCAUAUGGUAGCCACCACGUGUCGUACACGUUUGAUAACAGUUGAGAUGGCCUUGCAUUUAUUGUUAAGCUUCACGAAACCACGGAACGGACCAACAACGGAAAAUAUUACUAUUAAUAAUAUUACGGAAAUUCAACAGGAAGUUUUAUUUGCUGCCCGUCAACAAUCGAUGACGAUAUUACGUAAUUUUUAUAAAUCCGAAGAUAUAUUCUUGAAUUUAUUUGAAGAUGAAUAUAAUGAGAUGCAAAAAAAUCAAUUAAAUGUCGAAUUUUUAUGCAUGGAUUCGACAAUUCUAUUACCACCCACCGGGACACCGUUGAGAGGAAUAACAUUUUUACGACUUUACGGAAGCGAAUAGCCUUAAUUGUAGGUGCUGCCAUGAGUUUGGAUAAAGCACUUA
Glossina fuscipes is the source of this 412-nucleotide messenger RNA. RefSeq names its product protein CLEC16A homolog. Lineage: Eukaryota; Metazoa; Arthropoda; Insecta; Diptera; Glossinidae. Gene Ontology annotation, cellular component: endolysosome membrane; late endosome. The transcript is spliced from 2 exons. Gene Ontology annotation, biological process: regulation of autophagosome maturation; endosomal transport; endosome to lysosome transport. The record is from RefSeq and is a predicted model, not a curated record. Bases 17 to 370 code for a protein of 117 amino acids.